Molecule: messenger RNA, 546 nt
Organism: Racocetra fulgida
Lineage: Eukaryota; Fungi; Glomeromycota; Glomeromycetes; Diversisporales; Gigasporaceae
Source: the annotation of a GenBank genome assembly
AUGUCUAAAGAAGAUAAUCAGGAAAUAAAUCUUAAAAACUUGGACCUUAAUCGUACUUAUACAUUCGAAGAGUUCGAGUUAAUUAAUGAACAGCUUAAGAAAAAUCCCAUUGAAGUUGACGGGGAACCCGUGGACCUUUUCGAAUUCAUAGACAAUAAACUUGUACCAAUGCCACAGCGUGCUUUUAAGAUGGGAGCUGUUGUUUCAGAAAUUGCAGCACAACUCGGACAAUGGAAUGUCCGAACUCGUAAAAAUGGUAUUAUAACAUCUUCUCAAGGCGGUGAACCUUUUUCACCGAUUUUUGUUGUAGAAGUCGAAAACAUUGCCAAACAAUCAAAUUUCAAUAAAUUGGAUUCUAAAUUCAAAGAUAUUUACUUUGCGAAAGAAUCAGCUGUCCAACUUGGAAACAUUAAUGGUGAUGAAAUUUUGCCUAAAUUUACAUUGAAGAUUCAGUUUAUUGAACAAGUUAUCGAAGGCGCAGAAUCUUCAGAAUCGGAAUCUACAGAAGAACAAGAAUUAAAUAUUAAAUGCCCUAAAUGUGAUGAA